UCAGCAGCGAUGCUUUCAUUGGGGCAACAGCAUAAAUUUUUGGAGGCUGUUGCAUAAAGCGAGUAAAGUUAAGUGAUAAAGUAAAUAAAAAACGAUAAGUUAGAGAGCGAAUGCAAACAAAUUCUGAUUAAAAAAAUAGUAAAAAAAAAUUCAGCAGCUGAGACAGUGAAGUGCAAGUGCAUUGAGAAAUAUAUACAUAUAUGUAUGUAUGUACUAAGUACAUGAGUAUGUUACGCUUUCAAAAAGUAUUACGAAAAGUGACACCAGCGUUGUACAAUAACUCAAACUGCAAAGCUAUGAUUAGCACUUGAAUAGGAGUUAAAAAUACACUUAAAAAAAAAAAAAACUAAUCGCGCUCUAAAAGUUUGCAUUCACAUCGCGCCAACAGCCUGCCAGUUUACAUAAUUUAUCAACCGACACAUUAUUGCGAAGCCACCAAGUCAAGUCAAGUCAGUCAGUGAGCCCGUCAGCCAGCCAGUCAGCCAGUCAGCCAAGCCAUUGCAACUCAGCGCCGUCUAACAGCAUCUUUUCAAAAUCAGUGCGCUUAUAAAUAAUUCAACUAAGGUUCGCAGAUAUCACAACUCUCUACAUUCUGCAUAGUUAUCAAGUCAAUUCAACUUUUAUUAUUCAGUCAGCUACUUCAAGGCCACUGCCGCCGCAGCUAAAGCAUCAUGUCAGUCUGGAGCACAAAUGCGUCUGGAAUAGAGAAUGCUUUGGGUGCACAACAACAGCAACAAUUCAAGGCAAUUCAUUGCACAAGCAGCAAUAGUAUACAGAGUGCUAAUGCAGGUAACAGCAGCGGUUCCAGCAACAAUCACGCCUGUAAUCAACACAGUAAAAUCUUAGCCAGUCAAAGCCUCACUGCAAUUGGAAGUCUCGCACAUCUCCAUAAUAUUAAUCAUUCGCCCAGCGGCAGCGGCACUACAAGUACUUCGGGAACAGGUUCAGGCAGUACACCACAUUUGGGCCAACAUUUCCACACUUCUGCACUAUCGGCUGCUACCGCAACAAUAAUUGCCGCCACUGCGGCUUCACUAGCUGGAGGACACUCGAAUUCACAUAUCAAUAACAAUAAUAAUAACGGAAAUAACAACAACACUAACAAUUCCAACGCUUAUCAACGUAAUAAUAGUAUCUCUCAGUACACGCCAACAACUUCCAGAAUAUCGAACAAAUAUGCGAUUGUGUGUGUGAACGUGUUGGUCGUCAACAAAAACCACCGGGGACCGAGGCGAUUAAUGCGCUGCUCGUAAAAUGAGGCGCAGUAAAGCGUAACGUUCCACCUGCGCACAAAUACGGCUACAUACAUAUCUUUAGAUUGUUCAUUCGUGCAGGUGAUUGCCCUUGGAAACAUACAAAUGUAUUAAAUAAAU
Rhagoletis pomonella (apple maggot) is the source of this 1373-nucleotide messenger RNA. Its product is annotated as tyrosine-protein phosphatase 3-like. Bases 672 to 1253 code for a protein of 193 amino acids. The record is from RefSeq and is a predicted model, not a curated record. The transcript has 5 exons. Lineage: Eukaryota; Metazoa; Arthropoda; Insecta; Diptera; Tephritidae.